Molecule: messenger RNA, 1062 nt
Organism: Trichobilharzia regenti
Lineage: Eukaryota; Metazoa; Platyhelminthes; Trematoda; Strigeidida; Schistosomatidae
Source: the annotation of a GenBank genome assembly
ACAUUACUUGCCUCCCUAUCCGUUCUAUAACCAAUCACAGUCUGUCAAGUGACGAUCAAAGUUCACUCACACUGACCUUUCUUCGAUAAACACAAAAUAACUAUUGUGUGCAUUGUUUUGUUCAUAUUGAUUUUCAGGAAGGAGGACAUACUUGUGUUAUAAAUACAUCGAAAUCAUCGACCACCUGAUAACACCACACAGAUGAAAUCAGCGGAAUUAUCAAGUCGAUUUGUGAGAAGAAAGCCACAGCUGAUUCAGUAUUGGUGAAUCGUGAAACUGAAAUGUUGGACAAAUACCCGAGAAGAGUUAUCGUGUUUCUUGUUGUGAUGUGCUUUAUCACACUGGGGAUAACACCCGAUUUCGCCUUCAUACCUAUUGACAAACAAUUCGAUAUAGUGAUUGCCGUCACAUACAUCGUCCUGGCGAUUCUUGAAAUUGCGUUGAUAUUUUUGCUGAUGAAAUUCGAGAGAAUAAGGAGACGAUUCCCCGCGAAUUUCUUCUUGACGAUGCUGCACGCUGCAUGCUUGUCCGUGCUGACAGAAGCAAUGAUGAUCGGAAAGGAUUACAGAUGGGUACUUGGUGUAAUGGCGUUGGCUGUGGUCCUCUACAUCAUGUGUAUAUCGAUAGGUGCUAGCGUGCGAAGUGAACUCAGGGUGGGCUCUCUGGGAAUGUUGAUAGGCUACAUUGUCUUCUCUCUUGCAGUGGGUGCUGUCACGAUUGUAGUUUUCCACUGGAACGACCACGCUAAAUGGUCAUUGCUAAUUCUUGCAGUAGGAACAACUAUUCUAGUAAUACCAGUUGCCUUAUUUUUCGGUCAGAUAACACUUGGCCAGAUUCAAUUCAGAGAAUUUGGUCGAGAUUACUGUUUUGCUUCAAUUGCUGCACAUGCCGUUCUUCUCAUAUUUCUGAUCACACUCAGCAUUGGACUCAAGUGUCCAACGAAAACGCGAAAUAUGCCGGGACUUGAACCGACUGGGUGCUUCUCAUAACAGAAGCAUUCCAUUGCAAAAGUGUGAAACUUAUAACCAACAUGAAACACUUUUGUUCACCAUGAAAUUUGUA